Juglans regia (Persian walnut) is the source of this 564-nucleotide messenger RNA. RefSeq lists its product as uncharacterized. Gene Ontology annotation, molecular function: RNA-DNA hybrid ribonuclease activity; nucleic acid binding. The coding region runs from base 1 to 564 and encodes 187 amino acids. The transcript has a single exon. Lineage: Eukaryota; Viridiplantae; Streptophyta; Magnoliopsida; Fagales; Juglandaceae. The record is from RefSeq and is a predicted model, not a curated record.
AUGGUUGAGGAUGCCUUAUGCCCUAUCUAUGUCAGAGAAGUUGAAACAGUGGGUCAUGCUAUAUGGAGCUGUGGUGCUACAAGUGAUGUGUGGGCUGAGGGGAAGAGUCUUGCCCAGAAGUGGUGUUGUAAUGAGGAGGAAUUUUGUGUAACAUGGAGCAGAAUGGUGCAGCAGUUAAAUCAAAGGGAUAUUGAACUGGUUGCUGUCACAAUGAGGUACAUAUGGUUACGAAGGAACAAGGUGGUCUUUAAAGAACAAUUCACAGGACCAAAAAGAGUUUUAAGCAAGGCCAUGGAAGACAUUGAAGUAUACAGAGAAGCUCAGGAAAUCAGUUGUGGACAGAGAAGAUCAAGUGGAGUAAUGGGAAAUAGAGAGGUGAGAUGGAAGAAGCCUGGAGUUGAUGAAGUUAAAGUGAAUUGGGAUGCGGCUUUCAACCUGAAGACUAUGAAGAUGGGAGCUGGCAUAGUAAUAAGGGAUGAGGAAGGAGAGGUACUUGUUUCUCUCAGGAUGCCAAAAGGAAAUGUCUGUAGUCCAAUAGUUGCAGAGGUUCAUGCUUUGUGGUGA